CUGGCCGGGUCGGGCAGGCCGAACUGCAGCUAAUCGGGCCAUGGCGGCCGAGGCGCGCGUGUCGCGCUGGUACUUCGGAGGACUGGCCUCCUGCGGGGCCGCCUGCUGCACACACCCGCUGGACCUGCUCAAGGUGCACCUGCAGACACAGCAGGAGGUGAAACUGCGCAUGACAGGCAUGGCGCUGCAGGUGGUGCGCUCUGACGGUGUCCUGGCACUCUACAACGGCCUGAGCGCCUCGCUCUGCAGACAGAUGACCUACUCCCUGACGCGAUUUGCCAUCUAUGAGACAGCGCGGGACCACCUGGCCAGGGGCAGCCAGGGGCCUCUCCCCUUCUCCACCAAGGUGCUCCUGGGCGGCUUCAGUGGUUUAACCGGAGGCUUUGUGGGGACCCCCGCGGAUUUGGUCAAUGUCAGGAUGCAGAACGACAUGAAGCUGCCCUCGAAUCAGCGGCGCAACUAUGCCCAUGCCCUGGAUGGCCUGUACCGUGUGGCGCGUGAAGAGGGUCUGAGGAAGCUGUUCUCCGGCGCGACGAUGGCCUCUAGCCGCGGGGCCCUCGUCACCGUGGGUCAGCUGUCCUGCUAUGACCAGGCCAAGCAGCUGGUCCUCAGCACCGGGUACCUGUCUGACAACACCUUCACCCACUUCAUCGCCAGCUUCAUUGCGGGUGGAUGUGCCACGUUCCUGUGCCAGCCCCUGGACGUGCUGAAAACCCGCCUGAUGAACUCCAAGGGGGAGUAUCAGGGUGUUUUCCACUGUGCUGUGGAGACCGCGAAGCUUGGACCACUGGCCUUUUACAAGGGGGCUGUAGUUUUGGUGUCCUCAGAGGUAGUGCCCCUCCGAGACCUGCUGCAGGGAAAGGAGCCCAGAUGCCAGAUCACCGGCCAGUUCCAGGAUGCCAGCCCUGGUGCCCCAGGCCCUCCCCACACCCAGCUCCAGCCGCUUUACUGGUCAGUUUUGCCAAAACCUCUCAGUACCAACAGGCCGCUGCUACCUUCAGGGGUUAGCCCAAGCCCACCUGCGCCUUCCCCUGCUGGCAGCCUGGAGACAGGCCCCCACUGGCAGAGAGGGGGCAGCUGGGACAUCCAUGUGCUGCAGAGUGUCCUCCAGGACUUUCUUCCCUGUAUGGCAGGUGGUCACUCGCCAGAGCCCCCCAGUAGCCAAAAACCCUCACCAAAGCUGCCUGUUUCCCCCCAGUGGGGUUGGGCACCGGUCUGCCUCCCUGGUCCCUUGGCACUGGGCCCGGGAUGGGGCUAGUGGAUCCAGGGGUGCCGUGGCGCAGCUCUGCAGGGGCCUAAUAAAUGACAGAGACCUGC
This is a messenger RNA of Marmota monax (woodchuck), 1317 nucleotides long. RefSeq names its product solute carrier family 25 member 10 (gene Slc25a10). Bases 41 to 1258 code for a protein of 405 amino acids. The record is from RefSeq and is a predicted model, not a curated record. The transcript is spliced from 11 exons. NCBI's taxonomy places the organism in Eukaryota, Metazoa, Chordata, Mammalia, Rodentia, Sciuridae. Gene Ontology annotation, biological process: phosphate ion transmembrane transport; oxaloacetate transport; malate transmembrane transport. Gene Ontology annotation, molecular function: sulfate transmembrane transporter activity; oxaloacetate transmembrane transporter activity; thiosulfate transmembrane transporter activity.